Babesia ovata is the source of this 1305-nucleotide messenger RNA. Its product is annotated as ATP-binding cassette sub-family B member mitochondrial-like protein. Gene Ontology annotation, biological process: transmembrane transport. Gene Ontology annotation, cellular component: membrane. Gene Ontology annotation, molecular function: ATP binding; ATP hydrolysis activity; ABC-type transporter activity. Lineage: Eukaryota; Apicomplexa; Aconoidasida; Piroplasmida; Babesiidae. Bases 1 to 1305 code for a protein of 434 amino acids. The record is from RefSeq and is a predicted model, not a curated record. The transcript is spliced from 4 exons.
AUGGCUAGGAGAAUGCGUGAAGACUUGUAUGCAUCUAUGCUUCGUAGAGACGUCGGGUUUUUUGACAAACAUUCUUCUGGGAAACUGUCCUCAGUGAUCUCUACUGAUACAGCAGUGGCAGCCGGAAUAAUAGAUCACCUCUGCCAAAUGGUUCGGGCUUCCGCCAGUUUCGUCGUCGGAACAUACUUCUCGCUGAAAUUAGCUCCAGUGUCUUUAAUGGUGCAAACCAUGCUGCCAAUUAUAGCACUUAUGUUAAUGAUUCUGCCACUUUCGAGGUGUGUUCAGAGGCAGACUGCUAUACAAAUGCGGCGCCUCGCAACCUUGAUAUCGCAUACAGAGGAAAAAAUUUCACAUAUGAAAACAGUGAAAGCUUUCAAUGCAGAGCCGAUCGAGCAAACGGCAUUCGCAGAGAAGAUGCGCAACCUUUUCAAUGCCUCCGUCAAAGUUGCAUUCUAUAAUGCGAGCAUGAAUUUUGUUGCGGUUGGUGCAGUGGGAUCGUUGAUAAUUCUCACGGUUAACAAAAGCGCUUCGCUUAUAUUGGAUGGCACCAUGCAAAUCGGUGAUGUCACGUCGUUGCUUAUGUACACUGCACUGGUCGGCGGUUCUUUACAAAGCUGCACUUCUAGCAUCGCUGAAAUCCGCAAGUGCAUAGGAGCAGGUGUGACGUUGGCUUCUCAUAUGGAUGGGGAAGAUGUUCCAUCGAAGUCGAAGUAUCCCCUCAGUUCGAUAUCUCCGGAAAUUGAAUUCAAGAACGUAUCUUUCUCAUAUCCGUCGAGGCCGGACUCUGCAAUCCUACGUGAAAUUUCAUUCGUGUUACCAUCUGGUAAAACAAUGGUUGUUUUGGGGGAAAGCGGUUGCGGGAAGAGCUCGAUAAUCCAAGUCUUGCUUGGCUUAUAUGCACCGAAUGCCGGUAGCAUAUGUGUAAAUGGCGUGCCUCUUAGCGACAUUGACAUCAAGGAAUUCAGAUCGCUGUGUGGAUGGGUCGAACAACAGGGGGCGCUUUUCAACGAAACCAUCAGAAACAAUGUUUUGUACGGGAAUGAUCGUGAAGAGGUGGAUCUAGAAGACUCAUACAAUCGGUCUGGCCUCAUGGAGGUCGUGAACUCUAUGCCAGACGGUGACAAAACCGUAGUGGGGCAGAUGGGGAAGGGUCUGAGCGGAGGACAACGACAGAGAGUUUCCAUAGCAAGGAUAUUCGCACGCCAUCCCAAACUUGUACUUCUCGAUGAGGUGACAUCAGCCUUGGAUGUCGAAUCGGAGCAGCAACUAAACCGAAGCCUUGCAAAAGUAAGAUAUAUGAAAUGA